GAAUCUUGUGGGCCGUUGGAUGGGGCUGCUCGCGGUCGGCUUUGCGGCUCCGCGGAAGAAGGGAAAAGUGACACGACCAUUCUGGAACUUCUGCCCAACGCGCCUUGUAAAAUGAAUGAAAAUAAACCUGGUGCCUCACAGAAUCUUGCUUGUGUUUUUUGUCGAAAAAAUGAUGACUGUCCUAAUAAAUACGGAGAAAAGAAAACUAAUGAGAAAUGGAAUCUCACUGUACAUUACUAUUGUUUGUUGAUGUCAAGUGGAAUUUGGCAGAGAGGUAAAGAAGAAGAAGGAGUUUAUGGUUUUCUAAUAGAAGACAUCAGGAAAGAAGUGAACAGGGCUUCUAAACUGAAAUGCUGUAUUUGCAAGAAAACUGGUGCUUCAAUUGGAUGUGUUGCACCCCGAUGUAAACGAAGUUACCACUUCCCAUGUGGACUUCAGAGAGAAUGUAUUUUCCAAUUUACUGGCAAUUUUGCGUCAUUUUGUUGGAAACAUCGGCCUGUUCAAAUAAUUACAUCUAAUAAUUAUAGAGACUCCUUACCAUGUACCAUUUGCUUGGAAUUUAUCGAGCCUAUUCCAACUUACAGCAUAUUACGAAGUCCUUGUUGUAAGAAUGCUUGGUUUCAUAGAGACUGUUUACAGGUUCAAGCAAUAAAUGCAGGAGUGUUUUUCUUUAGAUGCACAAUAUGCAAUAAUAGUGAUAUAUUUCAGAAAGAGAUGCUGAGAAUGGGAAUUCAUAUUCCUGAAAAAGAUGCAUCUUGGGAAUUAGAGGAAAAUGCUUAUCAAGAACUUCUGCAGCACUAUGAGCAUUGUGAUGUCCGAAGAUGUCGUUGCAAAGAAGGGCGAGACUAUAAUGCACCUGAUAGCAAAUGGGAAAUAAAGCGCUGUCAGUGUUGUGGUUCUAGCGGAACACAUUUAGCUUGUUCCUCAUUACGAUCAUGGGAACAAAAUUGGGAGUGUUUGGAAUGUAGAGGUAUUCUCUACAAUUCAGAGGAUUUCCAAAAAGCCAAAAAACAUACAUUACCCAACACUAACAGUGUGGGAAUAACUGAUUGUUUGUUGGAGGAAUCAUCACCUAAAUUACCCAGACAGUCACCUGGAGCCCAGCAUAAAGAUCUACUGAGGCAAGGCAGUAAAUUUAGAAGAGACGUUUCAACAAUAAUGAUGGAAUUGGGAUUUCAAAUUAAAAAAAAAACUAAAAGAUUAUGGAUUAAUAAAGCCAAUAUCUGGAAUAGUGCCUUAGAUGGAUUCAGAAAUCAAAACUUUAAUCCUUCAUACACAAUUGAAGUAGCAUAUAUCAAUGAAAAUGAUAAUUUUGGAAGAGAGCAUCCUGGAUCAAAGCAAGAAUUCCUAAGUCUCUUAAUGCAGCAUCUUGAGAAUUCACCAAUAUUUGAAGGGUCCUUGUCAAAGAAUUUGUCUCUAAAUUCUCAAGCUCUGAAAGAGAAUCUUUACUAUGAAGCUGGCAAAAUCCUUGCCAUUUCUUUGGUUCAUGGUGGUCCUUCACCUGGUUUCUUUUCUAAAACCUUGUUUAACUGCCUUGUUUAUGGACCAGAAAAUACCCAACCAAUUUUAGAUGAUGUUUCAGACUUUGACGUGGCACAAAUUAUAAUCAGGGUAAAUACUGCAACAAAUGUGGCUGACUUAAACUCAGUAGUAAAUGAAUGCUAUAACUACCUAGAGCUUAUUGGAUGUCUAAGACUUAUAACUUCAUUAAGUGAUAAAUAUAUGUUGGCAAAAGACAUACUAGUUUACCAUGUAAUUAAGAGAGUCCAAGCACCCUUUGAAAGUUUUAAGCAGGGUCUGAAAACUCUUGGUGUUUUGGAAAAAAUUCAGACUUACCCGGAAGCCUUUUAUAGCAUCUUCUGUCAUAAACCUGAGAAUCUUUCUGCAAAAAUUCUUAGUGAUCUUUUUACAGUAUGCACAUUAUCUGAUGUACAGGCUUUGGGAUUUUGGAACAGUUAUUUACAGGCUGUUGAGGAUGGUAAAUCUGCAAUAACAAUGGAAGACAUUCUUAUUUUUGCAACUGGUUGCAGUUCCAUUCCACCUGCGGGAUUUAAACCCACUCCUUCAAUUGAGUGCCUUCAUAUGGAUUUUCCUGUUGGAAACAAGUGUAAUAACUGUUUAGCUCUUCCAAUCACCAAUACAUAUCAAGAAUUUCAAGAAAAUAUGGACUUUGCCAUAAGAAACACUCUAAGACUAGAAAAGGAAGAAAGUUCUCACUACAUUGGACAUUAAAAUGUUUUGAACAAAGAAGUGCUUCUUUACAAGCUGCUAUUGAUACUUUUUGUUUCAGAAAUCUGUCCAUUAUUUGAACAAACUUGUCAGCUUCUUGGCCCAAUAAAAUUUAUAUGAACAUAAAGGAAUGUUUUGGCCACUUAAGCUAAAAAAAUUUUUUGUUAACGUGUACCAGUCAAAGUGAUGAUACUUUUCUAUUUUCUUAAUAUACACGUGUCAUAAACUUUAAUAUAAAUAGUUUUAAAACAGCUGUACAGACUUUUUUCAAGUAUAAUAGCAUGGUAUAUAUAUUCACUGUUUCUGCAAAUUAGCAUUAGCUAUAGGAUGCCACAAUGAUUUUUCUAGUUUUAUAUAAUUUUCAAAUUAUUUUAUUUUAAAGCAUUAAAUAGAAAAGCAAAUUGAUAAAUCCUGUUAUAUAAAUCAAAGGCAUAUAUUCUGGGAUAUGUGUUAUAAGUAUUUUUUCUAGGAUGGCUCUAAAUUGGAUAAAAAUAUUUUUAGAUUACUGUUUUAUGUUUAAACAGACCCACACUGCAAUUAGAUUAUGCCUAAUGGGAAGUAUUAUAUGAAAA
Odobenus rosmarus divergens (Pacific walrus) is the source of this 2801-nucleotide messenger RNA. It is a transcript of the gene G2E3, whose product is annotated as G2/M-phase specific E3 ubiquitin protein ligase. Gene Ontology annotation, molecular function: ubiquitin-protein transferase activity. The coding region runs from base 112 to 2232 and encodes 706 amino acids. Lineage: Eukaryota; Metazoa; Chordata; Mammalia; Carnivora; Odobenidae. The record is from RefSeq and is a predicted model, not a curated record. The transcript is spliced from 15 exons. Gene Ontology annotation, cellular component: nucleus.